AGGUGGGAGACGCCCUGGGCCAGACUAUUUCCCAUCAGGUUAGUUCUACGAAUGGGUGCAGAGUUCCGCUACUAUCCUUGCCCCUUGGUCUCUGUGCGGGAUCGACCGCCUCUGUACACAGAAAUUGGACACACCAUCAUUAACAUUCUAGCAGACUUCCGUAAAUAUUCCUAUUCUCUGCCAAGUGUAAGGGGCUUAGUGAUUCACAUGGAGGACAGGCAGACGACAAUAAAUAUCCCUCGCAACAGAUAUGAUCAGGUAAGUAACAAUCUAUUUGGUGCUAAACAGAUACUUAUUUUAGUUUUAUUUCUACAUGGCAUUUGUGGGUUUAAUGGACAGGAGCCAGUUUUGUGGUUGUUCAAUGGUGCAUUGAAGGGUGCGCUGGGCUUGCUGGCAAGGUCUCCAGAUCGUGGGAAGGAUGGCCUGAUGGUUGCAGGUAGCCCCCAGUGA
Molecule: messenger RNA, 450 nt
Organism: Homalodisca vitripennis (glassy-winged sharpshooter)
Lineage: Eukaryota; Metazoa; Arthropoda; Insecta; Hemiptera; Cicadellidae
Product: zinc finger FYVE domain-containing protein 9-like
Exons: 3
Coding region: 52-450 (132 amino acids)
Biological process (GO): endosomal transport
Cellular component (GO): early endosome membrane
Source: RefSeq, a predicted model, not a curated record